Molecule: messenger RNA, 324 nt
Organism: Knipowitschia caucasica
Lineage: Eukaryota; Metazoa; Chordata; Actinopteri; Gobiiformes; Gobiidae
Source: the annotation of a GenBank genome assembly
AUGAGGGAUGAGUCUAAAAGUUUCCUGAGAACCUGUCUGGACAUGCAGCCUCGAGAAAAUCAUGUUGGUGGCAUGAAGAUGGGAGUGUUAAUCAUUGUUGAGGAUGAUGUUGGGACUGUUGACUCAAUCCCAAACGCGAGGUUCUUUACUGUGGUGCUUGAGGAACAGAUAGUCAUUGAUGAAGUAAGUGACCUGCCGACAGCAGUUGCACUCCUGUUCGGUCUUGUGUAUGCCCUGAACAUGGCGUACCCAAAGGAACUGAAAUACACGUUCGAAACGAUUCAGAAGUUGUUCAUGUGCCUGGAUAAAAAAUCCCUAUUUUAA